Messenger RNA from Ilyonectria robusta, 792 nucleotides. RefSeq lists its product as uncharacterized. NCBI's taxonomy places the organism in Eukaryota, Fungi, Ascomycota, Sordariomycetes, Hypocreales, Nectriaceae. The coding region runs from base 344 to 622 and encodes 92 amino acids. The transcript has a single exon. The record is from RefSeq and is a predicted model, not a curated record.
CGAGGCCAGCCUCCGCAGAAAUUACAUCUUUAGAAGGUUCACCACUUGGGCUGCCGAAAACCGGGACACGCACCAAAAUUACCAGAGUUACGCGGAAAGUAAAGGUUACAACAUUCACACCGGAUUCGCCAAACCAUACGAAGGACUCUACUUCAAAACCCGCCCCACAAACGUGGACUGCAAGCCUCGACAGCCAGACACACCUAAAACCGACCCUCAAGGCCUCCUACCUCAUCCAGGUACUCCCGAAACGACUCAGGAUGGGUUUACUCCCAUUUCCAGCCCCCACGACUCCGAGGGGGAGUUUCCCCAACCUCGAGCCAUACCCGAAGCCCUCAAGCGGAUGUCCGGUGCCCGCCAUGCCGACCCUGAGGAUAUUCCUGCAACAUGCGUUGGCGCCGCAGAAAUCGCACUUGUGCUCGCAGAAAUGCUCGAGUUCUUGACAAAUCCCGAUAUUUCUGAAGAUGCCGCCAAUCAGUGCCGCAAGAGUGUCAGGGAGACGUUAGAUUAUCUAGGAGGAAAGGAGGGCAUACAGAAGUUUGUCGACGUCAUCUAUCAAGAAUUCCCCCAGCACGACAGCUCCAACAGCACUCCCAAGUUUGGGUCCACCUUGCGAGGAUGAAUGGGGCCCAUCCUUAUGGUUGAGGAAGACCAACGCUUUGGUAGCUUGGGAAUAUAAGGAUUCUCACCAGAAGAAGGGGCACAUUCGAAUCAGAUGGAAGCAUGCCUUGCAUUUUACUACAUCUGAUGAGGAUGAGGAUUAUGGUGUCAAUUAGGUAUGCAGUUACAAAG